ACCCAUAAUGCUUUCGUCUUGAGCUGAGUGAGAGAUCGUAUAGCUCUGCAGACUUGCAGAGAAAAGCAUGGAAUGAAGAACAAAGUAUGCCUUCUUCUAUCAAGUUAUGUAAAGAACACUUUGUGGACAAGACCUGCACAGAGAGCAAAAGACGUACAAGGACAGUUUAAGAACAGAUUGCCAUACUACUCCUAUAUUUUGAUGUUUCAUGCUCAGUCUCAAGAUUCCUGAAGGCAUGGAUGCUUACCAUGACUAGUGAUCUAUGGCACCUUCCAAGCAUACCUGUUCUCCGUUAUCUGCAGUUCUUCAUUGAAUAAGUUCAUUGUUUCUUCUUUCUAUACGAUUCCUCCUGCAUUGCAUCUCUAUGGCUCUUAGUUGGAUAACAGGAUUUGUCACAGGCUUGGCAGCUCUCCAUUUCCUACAGAAGAGAUUCUUCCCGUACUUCUGGCUUGAUCUGAGAUACCUGUUCAAAGUAAUCCGCUAUGGGCUUCAGAUUGAGACCUAUAAAAGGAUGGGUCAUGUAGUGAGUGUUAUAGAUCGCUUUGUGCAGCAAGCCCAGCGCAUACCUGAUAAGGCUUUUAUAAUCUACCAUGGACAAGUCCACACGUAUGGGGAAAUGGAUAGGAGAAGCAAUAGAGUGGCCAACGUCUUCAUGAAGUACACAACUCUAAAGAAGGGUGACACUGCGGCCGUGCUUAUGAACAAUGAACCAGACUUUAUUAAUGUUUGGUUUGGUUUGGCAAAACUUGGAUGCUUGGUGGGGUUUCUUAACUACAACAUCCGUUCCAGAUCCUUACUGCAUUGCUUUCAUAGCUGUGGAGCCAAGAUCCUUAUUGUGGGAGCAGAUAUGCUUGAAUCAUUGGAAGAAAUCCUACCAAGUCUACAGGAAGACAACAUUUCCGUUUGGAUAAUGGCCGCAGAAACUUCUCUUCCAGGAGUGAAUACUAUCCUAGACAAACUGGACACUGUCACAGAUGAACCCGUGCCCAAAAACUUGCGCUUUGUCAGCAGCAUAAAAGCCUCAACAUUGUUCAUUUUCACAUCAGGAACUACAGGUAUGCCUAAAGCAGCUGUUAUUAGUCAGCUACAAGCAUUGCGAGGGGCUGUUGGCAUAUGGGCAUUUGGAGGCACCCCGGAUGACGUUGUAUACAUCACUCUACCUUUGUAUCAUAGUGCUGCUUCUCUCAUUGGGAUUGGUGGAUGUGUUUAUCUAGGAACAACAUGUGUAUUAAGGAAAAAAUUUUCAGCAAGCCAAUUUUGGGAUGACUGCAAAAAGUAUAAUGUUACAGUGUUCCAAUACAUUGGGGAACUAUGUCGCUAUUUAUGUAAACAACCUGUGAGAGAAGGUGAGAAGAAUCACAAGGUUCGUAUGGCUGUUGGAAAUGGGGUCCGUAGUGACGUAUGGAGAGAAUUCAUCACAAGGUUUGGAGAUAUAAAGAUGUGUGAGCUGUAUGGGGCCACAGAGGGUAACAUUUGUUUCAUGAACCACACUGGAAAAAUUGGAUCUGUUGGCCGCAGCAAUUUCUUUUACAAGCUUGUCUUUCCUUUUGAACUCAUUAAAUAUGACAUUCAAAAAGAUGAACCUAUAAAAAACAAUGACGGCUGGUGCGAAAGAGUGAAAAAAGGUGAAACUGGACUUCUGAUAUCCAAGGUGAAUAAUGCAAAUCCUUUUUUUGGUUAUGCCGGAAAUAAAAAACACACAACCAAGAAACUGUUGUGCGAUGUAUUCAAGAAAGGAGAUAUUUAUUUCAACACUGGAGAUUUGAUGGCUCAAGAUCAAGAUAAUUUUCUUUACUUUCGUGACAGAAUUGGAGAUACUUUUAGAUGGAAAGGAGAAAAUGUGGCCACAACUGAAGUCUCUGAUACAAUUGGAAUGCUGGAUUUCAUACAAGAAGCCAAUGUCUAUGGAGUCAGCGUACCAGAUAAUGAGGGAAAAGUGGGAAUGGCAUCAAUUAUUCUGAAGCCUGACAUGUCUUUACAGUUGAAUAGCAUCUAUGAGCAUAUUACCAGCUACCUACCUGGAUAUGCGUAUCCACGAUUCUUAAGACUACAGGAAAACAUGGAAGUUACUGGAACAUUCAAACAACAAAAAUUCCGUCUUGUAGAACAAGGAUUUGACCCAUCAAUAAUAUCAGAUCCACUUUACUACCUUGAUGAUUCUCAAAAGUCUUAUGUGCCAAUGACCAAAGACAUUUAUGAUAAAAUCACAAGUGGUCUGAUAAAACUAUGAUUUUCCUUUUAAAUGUCGACUCCAUUCAAGUAUAAUAUUUCUUCCAGCUGAAAUACUGAAACUGUGAUAUUUUAACUUGCUUCAAAUGUUUACUUGACUUGUAUGGUUAUUGCUAAAAUAAGGGGUAGGUAUUUUGUUCUUACAGAUUGUUUUUAUGUAUAGAAUGAAAUAUUUCCAAUUCUGUGUAUGACAUUACUACUACGUCCUUCACAAUGUGCAGAGACUUACUAAACAUAUUGUUACCUUUAUUUCAUGUAUAAUUUUAUAACAAAGAAAAAUAUGGACAAUAGUAUUCAUGAUGCAGAACUUUCCUGUAUCUCCUCAUCAUUUCCUUACAAGACGACUGUCAAUUUAUUCAUGUAUUGUAAUUCUGUAGGAAUAGGAGGAAUGGCAGCUAUUAGGGCUUGACUCACUGGGGACUGUUCUAGGUUCUUAGUCAAUCUUCAUGUCUUGGAAAUUGUGACUGAAUAGUAGGAAACAAGAGGCCAGAAGACUUGGUAGGCCUGUCACAUACCGUAUAUACUCGAGUAUAAGCCGACCCGAAUAUAAGAUGAGGCCCCUAAUUUCACCCCAAAAACCCAGGAAAAGUUAUUGACUCGAGUAUAAGCCUAGGGUGGGAAAUACAUCAUCCCUCCCCAUGUCAUCAUCCAGACCCCCGUUAUCAUACAGACCCCCAUCAUCAUCCCCCUCCUUCAUCAUCCCCGCCUGUCAAUCCCUUCAUUAGUGGUCUUCAACCUGCGGACCUCCAGAUGUUGCAAAACUACAAAUCCCAGCAUGCCCGGACAGCCAUCGGUUGAAGACCACUGGGCCUUCGUCAUCAUCCAGACCCCCCCCCUUUAGUUUUCUACUCACCUUCCCUCGGUGGG
Molecule: messenger RNA, 3096 nt
Organism: Hyla sarda
Lineage: Eukaryota; Metazoa; Chordata; Amphibia; Anura; Hylidae
Gene: SLC27A6
Product: solute carrier family 27 member 6
Exons: 11
Coding region: 365-2230 (621 amino acids)
Molecular function (GO): long-chain fatty acid-CoA ligase activity; long-chain fatty acid transmembrane transporter activity
Source: RefSeq, a predicted model, not a curated record